Molecule: messenger RNA, 1434 nt
Organism: Debaryomyces fabryi
Lineage: Eukaryota; Fungi; Ascomycota; Pichiomycetes; Serinales; Debaryomycetaceae
Product: RNA-dependent ATPase
Exons: 1
Coding region: 1-1434 (477 amino acids)
Molecular function (GO): nucleic acid binding; ATP binding; RNA helicase activity
Source: RefSeq, a predicted model, not a curated record
AUGUCUGUUAAAGUGGAUGGGAUAGUCAAAAAGAAGGCUAAGAGUCAUAGUAAGAAACUUGAUGCUAGAGCAUUAGCUGAUAAAAUUAAGAAAAAUGCGUUAAAGCAGCAGAAGGAAGAAGAGCCUGCUAAAGAAGAAAAUGUAGCUGACGAUGCUGAAACUAUCGUUGAUCCAACAGCAGAAUUGAAAUUUAAGUCAUUCAGCGAAUUAAAAUUGAUUCCAGAGUUGUUGGAAGCUAUUGAACAAAUGAAGUUCACUAAACCAACACCCAUUCAGUCCGAGGCCAUUCCACAUGCACUCGAAGGCAAGGAUAUUAUUGGACUUGCACAAACAGGUUCAGGUAAGACUGCAGCAUUUGCAAUUCCGAUUUUACAGGCAUUAUGGGAAGCACAAUCAGCAUAUUUCGGGUUAGUAUUAGCACCUACUAGAGAAUUAGCGUAUCAAAUCAAAGAAACGUUUGAUGCGUUGGGAUCUUCAAUGGGAUUGCGUGCCGUUUGUAUAGUUGGUGGUAUGGACAUGAUGGAUCAAGCAAGGGACUUAAUGCGUAAACCGCAUAUCUUGGUUGCAACACCUGGUAGAAUCAUGGAUCACUUGGAACACACGAAAGGGUUCUCUUUAAAGAAUUUGAAAUACUUGGUAAUGGACGAAGCAGAUAGAUUAUUAGAUAUGGAUUUCGGGCCAGCUCUUGACAAGAUCUUGAAAAUUAUUCCAACCCAGAGAACAACUUACUUGUUCUCAGCAACAAUGACCAACAAAAUUGCCAAAUUGCAAAGAGCUUCUUUACAUAAUCCCGUAAGAGUUGCCGUUUCUAAUAAAUACCAGACUGCUGAUAACUUAGUUCAAUCCAUGAUGUUGGUGAGUGAUGGUUACAAGAAUACAUAUUUGAUUCAUUUGUUAAAUGAAUAUCUCGGCAAAUCAAUAAUCAUUUUUACAAGAACUUGUGCACAUUCACAGAGAACUGCCUUGUUGGCAAGAAUAUUGGGCUUUUCGGCAGUCCCAUUACAUGGACAAUUAACUCAAGCUCAAAGAUUGGGAUCGUUAAAUAAGUUUAAGUCAGGUAAAGCUAACAUUUUAAUCGCAACUGAUGUUGCUGCAAGAGGUUUAGAUAUACCAUCUGUGGAUAUUGUCAUAAAUUACGAUAUCCCAACUGACUCAAAGGCUUACAUUCAUAGAGUGGGUAGAACUGCGCGUGCUGGAAAGUCUGGUAAAUCAAUUUCCUUAAUCACUCAAUAUGAUUUGGAAAUGUACUUAAGAAUUGAAAGUGUCUUAGGCAAAAAGUUACCUAAGGAUCCAGCUCCGCCUAAAGCUGUCUUGGACACAUUACAUGUUCAUGUUGACAGAGCAAGCGCAGAAGCUAUCAGACAAACUAAAGAUUUCCAUGAAAAGAGAAACCCAAAGAAGAAUCGUGAUGACAGAGAUCGUGAAGAACGUUAA